Molecule: messenger RNA, 2505 nt
Organism: Epinephelus lanceolatus (giant grouper)
Lineage: Eukaryota; Metazoa; Chordata; Actinopteri; Perciformes; Serranidae
Gene: mipol1
Product: mirror-image polydactyly 1
Source: RefSeq, a predicted model, not a curated record
GGGUGCAAGUUGCUCUUCUAGCUCAAAGAAGAAGAAGAAGAAAAACAGGGCCGAAGAAGAAGAGCAGCAGCGGUGUUGUGUCUCAGCGGCUCCAGACUUCCAGACAGCUUUCAUCAGAGACUUAAUUAAACAACCGGAACCACAACAUUUCAGCGGGUUGUCCGUUUGGAAAGAAUCGUGACUGUUCAGCGGAACUCGAGAAACCAGUUUACUCAGUCCAGGGGAGACCAGUUCAACAUGGACGCCCAGCAAGGAGCUCCAGGACUCUCUGGUGGACAUGUACAGAGCUAAUCCAAGAGUGAAUGUGGAGCUGCGACAGCGUCUGCCCUCACCUGCACCACAGCAACCCAGCAACUUGACACAGCAACUCAGCAGCUCAAUACAGCAACUGUGCAGCCCUGACAGAUCUGUGACCAGCCUGAGCCUGGAUCACACCGACUGGCCUCAGGCCCCUCAUCACCUCCCAGAGCCUCCUUCCUCCUGCUCCCCCUCUCCUUUGUUCUACAGGAGGUCUGUCUCUCCCGUCUCACCCGUCUUCCACAGGAGGUCUGUCUCUCCCGUCUCACCCGUCAUCCACAGGAGAUCUGCCUCUCCUGUCUCACCCGUCAUCCACAGGAGAUCUGCCUCUCCUGUCUCACCCGUCAUCCACAGGAGAUCUGCCUCUCCUGUCUCACCCGUCAUCCACAGGAGAUCUGCCUCUCCUGUCUCACCCGUCAUCCACAGGAGAUCUGCCUCUCCUGUCUCACCCGUCAUCCACAGGAGAUCUGCCUCUCCUGUCUCACCCGUCAUCCACAGGAGAUCUGCCUCUCCUGUCUCACCCGUCAUCCACAGGAGAUCUGCCUCUCCUGUCUCACCCGUCAUCCACAGGAGAUCUGCCUCUCCUGUCUCACCCGUCAUCCACAGGAGAUCUGCCUCUCCUGUCUCAUCCGUCUUCCACAGGAGGUCUGUCUCUCCUGUCUCACCCGUCAUCCACAGGAGAUCUGUCUCUCCUGUCUCACCCGUCUUCCACAGGAGGUCCGUCUCUCCUUUGUCCUCCAGACCUCCAGGAGGUGCAGGGCAGGUGAAGAUGGAGCUUUCACCCAGCCGAGGCCCUUCUCCUCGGGGAGACAGCUGUGGAGACGGCCCUGAUGGAGGACGAGCAUCCAGAGGUCCUGGUAGUCCUGCCCUCAGACGACACCUGGUCAGCCCUGAUGACAGCUCUCAUCAGGAAGUCACGUUUGGUCCGAGCACAGCGUCAAGUCGAGGUCUGACGUUUGAUCGAGACAAAAACAUCUCGUUUUUACUGAAGGAGCUCGACGCACUCAGAGACAUGAACAAGAAGCUCCAGGAUGAGCUGGUCCAGAAGGAGAAGGAGCUGCAGAGGAGGGAGGUGGAGGAGGAGCUGAGGGAGGAGCAGAGGGAGGCCAGAGACUGGGAGAGACCUGCAGCGGUGUUGGAGGAGGUGUUAGCUGCUCAGAAGGACAGAGAUCAGGCUCUGAUGUCACGACUUCUGCUGGCCAAUGAAGAGAGAGAUGAAGCUCUUCUUCGUGCACGCCAACUGCAGCAGGCCGCUGAGCUGGACAGAGUUCACCUGGAGGACACUGACAUGGACGUGGACGAGCUCCUUCGGUGUAUUUGCGACGCCGACUCUGUCCAGGAAGUUGAACAGUUUGGUUCAGUUCUGGUUCAGCGUUUGCGGUUGGCCAGGCAACGGAGGAGUGACAUCACCGCUCAGGAGAUGAAGGCCGUGAUGGAGGAGAGAGACACCUCAGUUGCCAAGUGUAAACGUCUGGAACAGGAAGUGAUCCAGGAGCGAGAGCAGAGGCUGAGUGAGGUGGAUCAGCUGAGACUUCAGCGAGAGAGGGGCGGAGCUCUGGAGGACCGUUCACAGAUAGAGGCGGAGCUACAGGUGCUACGAGCCAGCCACAGCUCUCAGGACCUCCUCACCACUCCUCCCUCACUGCACAGUGAUGGCGUCUCUCCAGCGGAUUCGUUGACAGCAGCUCAUCAGGCCCCGCCCCUGCAGGUCCAGGUGCAGCAGCUGGCGAAGGAGAAGCAGAGCGUGGAGGCGGAGCUUCAACGUUGUCAGGAGGCGGAGCGAGAGGCCAGAGAGAGAGUCCGCAGGCUGGAGCGUCUUGUUGAGGUCCUGAGGAAGAAGGUCGGGACAGGAAGCCUCCGAGCUGUCAUCUGAUGUUUUGCUGAAAUCAAUGAACACUCAGUUUUUUUCUAUUUUCUGUCGUCAGGUUUGUCUAAAGAUUUUUUUUUUUUUAAUUUUUACUCUUUAUAAACAUGUUGUGUUUUUGAGUAUUUCUUCUCUUUUGAUGUUUCUUCUGUUUAUCUUAUGUUUCUACUCAUGAAAUAUUUCUGAUAAUGUAUUUGAAUUGAUUUUCAGAUGUUUGACAGAUGUUUGUGAAUCAAAUAGACUUUUGUUUUCGGUACUUUUGUCAAAAAUAUGAUGUUUAUGAUGGCUGUAUUCUUUUUUUUUUCCUUAAUUUCAUGUUGGCUUGCAAUAAAAUGUUAUUACUA